CGGCGGGUGGGGCGGUGUGCGCCGCCCGCCCCGGGCGCACGUGCCGCCCCGCCCCGCCGGUUUCACAACCGCGGCCCCGCCGAUGUUUUCCUGCCCGGCACCGGGCGCAUGGCGCGGCCGCCGCGGACGCUGCUCCUCGUCCUCCUCCGCCUCCUGCUCCGCCUCGCCGCCGCCGGGCGGCCCUGCGGCCCCGCCAGACUGCCACGGGACACGGUGUUGGGCCGCCUGGGAGCCAACAUCACACUGACCUGCCAGGACGAGGUGCCUGCAAAUGCCUCGGUGCUGUGGCAGGUGGAGGAGCAGGGGGCAGCAGGGGGCUGGGGACGGCGGCUGGCCGAGGGGAACACGCUGCUCCUGCGGCGCCUGCGCUACGAGGACUCGGGGCACUACAGCUGCUCCGCGGGGAGCCGCCUGCUGCGCUCCCUGCGGCUGCUGGUGGCAGAGCCCCCUGAAACUCCCCAGGUCUCCUGCUACCGGCGGAGCCACGACAAGGAUGUGCUGUGUGAGUGGCCACAGCAGGAGAAGCCAUCCCCAGGGACACGGGCGAUGCUCUGGGUGAAGCGGAGGUUUGUGGCUGCGAAUGCCACAGAGCAGCGGUGCCGCUACUUCUCCAAGGCACGAAAGUUCGUUUGCCGGGUGAAGGUGCCACCUGGCACCGAUGACACCAGACACCUUGUGGUGUCCACGUGCGUCAGCAACAGCGCUGGUGGCUCGGCCGGCAAAGACAAGAUCAUCACCCUCAGCAGUGUCCUGAAGCCAGACCCCCCAGUCAAUGUGACAGUGGAGGCUCUGGAGAAGGCGCCGCAGCGGCUGCAGGUGAACUGGUCCUACCCCCCAUCCUGGGACCCCCGUUUCUACUGGCUGCGCUUCCAGGUCCGCUACCGCCCUGAGCCCGCCCCGACCUUCAUGGAGGUGAGACCCUGCCUGCUGGUGUGCCUGUCCCUGGCCAGACUACCCCCAGCCCUGUGUCCCCUGCAGGUGGAUCAGGUGACAACAACGUGGCUGGACAUCCGUGACGCGUGGCGAGGGACGAGGCACGUGGUGCAGGUGAGGGCCAAGGACGAGUUUGGCCACGGCGCGUGGAGUGAGUGGAGCCAGGAGGCUGUGGGCACCCCCUGGACAGACCCUUGGGACCUCACCUCUGAAAUGGAGCCCUUCAGCUCACAGGUCCCCAUGGAAGAUGGCACCUAUGGGGUGACACUGUCCCCCAGGCUCUUCGGGGAGGAUGAUACUAAUGGUGCUGGUGGGUCUGCCAUGGAAUCCAGCACCCAUCCUGUGGCAUCCCCCUACGCCUUCCUGGUCACUGGGGGGAGUCUGCUCCUUGGCAUCGCCCUCUUUGUUGGCAUUGUGGUGAGGUACAGGCAGACAUGGUGGACAAGCAGGCAGGAGACAACCAAGCCAGAGGGCGAGGGGCAGCAUAUGCUGGUCCCCCUAGGCCUCCCCCUGCCCACACUCAGUGAUACCCCUCUGCUCUCACACCCUGCCCCCUCAGCCCCUGGAGUGCUCCACACAACUCAUGCAGAUUUUUCCUCCUCAGGGCACUAGUCAGGGGCUGAAUAUGCUGGGAGGUGCUUGGGGGUUGGAUGGGGAGCCCCAAGGCUGUGAUGUGGCUUCUGGGAGCUGUUCCUCCCCACUAUCUAGUGGUUCUGUGGCUGGGACAAGCCUCUGAGGAGGAGAAUCAGUGCCACCCCCCAUGGAGAAGCAGCUGGGAAAGGGCCCCAAAGUGAGUCCUGGGGCACCUUCAGCACCCUGGCCAAGCUGGCGUGGCCAGGAGUGACAGCGCUGGAAGCGUGGCUGCACCAGAGCUCGCUCAGGACCGGGUUUGGGGGUCCCCAGGGAAGGGCCUGGGGGUCAGGGAGGGAGGGUCUGGCUGGAUCAGGCCCCCAUACCUCUGCUCCAGCCCCCUCGGGGCUCCUUUUCAAAGCACGUUGGGGAAACAAGACAAUGUGACUCAAAUAAAUGCUUUGGAUUUA
Oenanthe melanoleuca is the source of this 1973-nucleotide messenger RNA. It is a transcript of the gene IL6R, whose product is annotated as interleukin 6 receptor. Lineage: Eukaryota; Metazoa; Chordata; Aves; Passeriformes; Muscicapidae. Gene Ontology annotation, biological process: cytokine-mediated signaling pathway. The record is from RefSeq and is a predicted model, not a curated record. Gene Ontology annotation, molecular function: cytokine receptor activity; protein binding. Gene Ontology annotation, cellular component: external side of plasma membrane; membrane.